This is a messenger RNA of Pararge aegeria (speckled wood butterfly), 1833 nucleotides long. RefSeq names its product glucose dehydrogenase [FAD, quinone]-like. Lineage: Eukaryota; Metazoa; Arthropoda; Insecta; Lepidoptera; Nymphalidae. The transcript has 4 exons. Gene Ontology annotation, molecular function: flavin adenine dinucleotide binding; ecdysone oxidase activity. Bases 1 to 1833 code for a protein of 610 amino acids. The record is from RefSeq and is a predicted model, not a curated record.
AUGGCUGGUGCACCAACAUGCUAUGCUACUACGGGGACGGCGUCGCAACUUUUUGCGUCAGCAAUAAAUAUUCUGACAGCGGCGCAAUGUAUUGUACCUGACAUAAAGAGUCCAUACGAAACAUUACCUGAUCAGGACAUAUUCCAUUUCAUAAUUGUGGGAGGUGGAUCUGCUGGCAGUGUUGUGGCAAAUCGACUUAGCGAAAUAAAUAAAUGGAAUGUUCUGCUUCUUGAAGCUGGACCUGAACCACCCAUCGAAUCUGUUAUACCAAAUCUAGAACGUUCAUUAUAUAGAAGCAAAUAUGACUGGCAAUAUGCUACAAAAAGUGAUGGUAUCACGCAUCAAGGAUUACGAAAUGGUUCUGUUCGAUGGCCUCGGGGGAAAAUGCUUGGUGGUUCCAGUUCAAUAAAUGCGAUGUUCUAUGUUAGAGGAAACGAUCACGACUUUAAGUCCUGGUAUGACGAAGGAAAUCCAAGCUGGUCACCGGAAAAUGUUAAUACCUAUUUUAGAAAGGCAGAAAAUUUUCAAGAUAUGGAACUUAACAAAAAUCCUGAUAUAUAUAAUACGUAUGGUCACGAUGGUCCACUUGUGGUAAAUUCAUUUAAUUCAACAUAUGCAGAUACAAUACAACACGUUUUAGAUUCUUGGGAUCACAUUGGAGUAAAGCAGGUACCUGAUAUUAAUGCGGCAAAGUUUGAAGGACGUGGAUUAUGUUCAUUUUCAAGAGCGACUGCGGCAAAUGGACAAAGACAAAGUACAGACAGAGCUUACUUGAAUCCAGCUAACAAUAGACAUAAUCUUAAAAUUGUUACAAAAGCUUUUGUGACAAAAAUAUUAAUAAACGAUGAUGCACAAGCGUACGGUGUAGAGGUUGAUAUUAAUGGAGAACAAAAAACAUUUUAUGCUGAUAUUGAAGUUAUUAUUAGUGCUGGAGCUAUAAACACUGCUCAACUUUUAAUGUUAUCAGGGAUUGGUCCUCAAAGACAUCUAUUGUCUCAGAAUAUAACAUGUAAAGUUGAUUUGCCUGUGGGUCAAAAUUUGCAAGAUCACCCCUAUCUUCCUAUUCCAAUUUGUGGGAAUAAACCUGGACCAGACAAUAAAGAUGAGAAAAUGUUCGAGGUUUUACAAUACUUUCAUGACAAAACCGGAUAUUUACAACAUGGCUCUAUGACAAAUAUGGCUGCCUUCUUUUCUAGAGAUGAAAACAUGACUUAUCCUGAGUUUCAAAGCCACUUUAUAUUAUUUCCACAGAACUCAACUACAGCUCGGCCGUUUUUUAGCGCUUUUACAGAUAAUGUGGCCGAUUCUAUAACAAAAUGUCACGCGGAUAAUGCUUUAUAUAUUAUUGCUUUGCAUAUUUUACAUCCAUAUUCAAGAGGAAAUAUUUCUAUAAUUUCGUCAGAUCCAUAUGAUUAUCCUGACAUUUUUGCUAACUAUUUAAGCGACGAAAGAGAUCUGCAGGCAUCAGCGGAUAGUAUUAAAAUAGCAACAACUUUAUUAGAUACACCCUACUUUAAAUCAAUCAACGGCUUUAUACCUAAAAUAAAUUUGCAACAAUGUAACAAAUACGAAUUCCUAAGUGAACGUUACUGGAAAUGUUACUCAAUACAUAUGACUCAAACAGUGUUUCACCCAAUAGGCACAGCAAAAAUGGGUCCAAAUCCAAAAGAUUCCGUUGUAAAUAACUUCUUAAAAGUUUAUGGCGUUAAAGGUUUACGUGUUGUUGAUGCUAGCAUAAUGCCGUAUGUAACUAGUGGUAACACUAAUGCACCCGUUAUAAUGAUCGGAGAAAUGGCGUCUGAUAUGAUAAAGGAUGAGUAUCUUUUUUGCUAA